UAAACAAAACGAACAAAUGGAGAUUAAUUUUUCCAAUAACAUCGAAAAAGACGACAAAGAAACUGAAUCGAAAAGGAGUAGUGAAAGCGAAAUAACGGAAGAAGAUGCAAACACAACUAUUGUGUAUAUUGUACCAGUUGUGGAUACGCAGCAAUCUGGUUUUGUUUUGAGCGAAAAGGAUCGUCACAUUUUCAGAAAUUUAGCUAUAAUUCAAAUCAUGCUGGGCAGCGCGUGCAUUGGAUGUGGAAUAGCGGCUUUAGUUUUGUGCGACGAUUCUCUGACGUGCGGAGAAAAUUAUUGCUAUGUAACAGAUGAAGGAAGGUGGACAAAUGUUGCAGCCACUAUAUGGGGUGGAGUUUUGGUGAUUGGUUGCGCUAUAUUCAGCCUUUGUCAAGAUGAUGCCAAUGCAAGCUGCAUGGUGAUGACAAAAUUUGUAUUGAAAUUCGUUGCUGGCAUGACAACAGGAACAAUAGUUGGACUGGAAAUUGUUGCCGACAUAUAUUCAUGGGAAUGUGAAUCGUUGAUGAUCGUUCACUCAAUAUCAGCAUCUCUCUCAUUCAUUUUACUCAUUGUUUUUAUGAUCGACAUUUUAUAUUCUGUACAUCUUCAAUGCAAAUGCAAAUGCGGAAAAAACACAACGGAAGAAACUGAGGUGAAGACAAGUAGCUCACAGACAACUAUUGCUAAUCCACAGAUAAUAUUACCUUCAGGUCAAACUAUUGUUAUUGAAGAACAACCUGCCAGCGCGCCUGGAACCCCAAAAGUAGCAUACAGAGAAGAACGCCGCGGAAGUACCAUCAGCGUUAUUUAUCUCCCUAAAGUAACAACCUGAUUCUGAAAGCAAAAACAAAGUUUUAGCAGACCUGAAUAUUAUAAAAAAAAAUUGCAUCAUAAAUAAGAGACAAACUUUUUCUCUAUCUGUAAGGUUGGUAACCGAUUUACCGUUGAAGUUGAGCUUUUGUGUCUUUUUCAUGUUUCAAGCACACUAUUAUUAUACAUCGGGAAUUAAGUGAGUUUGUUGAAUUAGAUCACUUUUUCACUAGAAAACUACUUGAUAAACCUAUCAAUUCGACUCAAUCCUACAAUUUUUUCAUUGCAAUUUUACAUGUUUUGAUUUUGUGAUUUUGAAUUCUUUCUAUAUCGUUGCUUCUAGAAAUAGCUAUACUUAUAUUUAACUCAAGUGUCAUGUGUCAUAGAAACCGAAACCACCAUUCGUCAACUGCAAAUCAAAUUACGUGUUUGGUUUUUUAUUAGUAGUAUUAGCCAUGUCUGCAUCCACCUUUCUCCUUUCCCUUCACACCCUAAUGAAAAUAUGUGCAGUACGUUCAUAAACAGUUAGUUCUUCUUUUACAAUUUUUUUUUCAUUUCUAAUUUACUUUUUUUAUAUAAAUACUAUCUACAUUGCUUUGAUUUUUAAUAUCAAGUAUAUUU
Styela clava is the source of this 1431-nucleotide messenger RNA. RefSeq lists its product as uncharacterized. Lineage: Eukaryota; Metazoa; Chordata; Ascidiacea; Stolidobranchia; Styelidae. The record is from RefSeq and is a predicted model, not a curated record.